AUGGCGACUCCACUGUACGACCGCGUGACGGUCGGUGCCGGCCUCAUUGGCAGUGCGGCUGCCUACGACGCCACGAAAGAAGGCAACCACGGCACCAAUCGCACCUUCCGCGUGGCCUUCCCCAACGACACGGACACAGAGCUGUAUCUGACGUCGCUGCAGCUGUGCUGUGCCGUUCGAGUCGCGGACUGGCGCUCAAGUGAAUCAACGCUUCUCGGCUUCUCAUUGCCCGACAACAGCCACGCGGUGUACAACGCGCGGACGGGGGUGCUCAAUUCGUUGUUGUCAAUGGCCACGACGCAGACGUUGCUGGGCGCGAGUAUUCGUAAACGCAGAAGAAGGUGUGUGCCCUGCCCGACACCUCGCUACUCCACCGUCUGCAGCUGUAUCAUGGAAUCGGCUCAGUAG
This is a messenger RNA of Phytophthora sojae, 408 nucleotides long. RefSeq lists its product as hypothetical. The record is from RefSeq and is a predicted model, not a curated record. Bases 1 to 408 code for a protein of 135 amino acids. NCBI's taxonomy places the organism in Eukaryota, Oomycota, Peronosporomycetes, Peronosporales, Peronosporaceae. The transcript is spliced from 3 exons.